AUGAAAAACAUGUGCUACGAAACAGCUUAUCAAAUCGGUGAAAAUAUUGCAAUGAAAUCAACGAUGAAAAGUGCUGUGAUGACACCAGCAGAACCAGUUAGUCGCACUUAUCAAUACAGAAAAGUGAUGAAGCCAAUGCUUGAACGUAAAAGACGUGCACGCAUCAAUCGAUGCUUGGAUGAAUUAAAAGAAUUAAUGGUCACCGCACUUCAAUCUGAAGGUGAAAAUGUCUCAAAGUUAGAAAAAGCCGACAUUCUUGAAUUGACAGUGCGUCAUUUGCACAAGUUGCGACGUCAACAACGAUUAGUACAUGCAAACCCAGUGAUUCAUGAAGAUCGUUUCCGUGCUGGCUUUACACACGCUGCCAAUGAAGUUUCACGCAUUCUCGCAUCAAUUCCCGGAGUCGACAUUACACUUGGAACAAAAUUGAUGACACAUUUGGGAAUGAGUCUUAACUCAUUGGAUAAAAGCAAGCCUUUGUCAAUUCAAACCCAACAAACAAACAUGUUCACAACACCACCAAUUUCUCCAACAUCAUCGCUUUCAUCUGGAUAUAGCAGCAGUCGCGAGAAUGGUGUUAGCGUCAUUAUGACUACUCAACAACAUCAAACUACAUUGCGAACACCAACACCCACACAUGAAAGUUAUGAGCCAUUGACUCCAAUGUCAUCGCGAUGCAGUCAGUCAUCUUCACCACAACCCAUUGAUUAUCGUUCGUCGCCAGCUCCGACAACAACCGACUAUGGUUUAUUGAAAGUCAUCAACUUUGCGCAACCGCAAAUGAAAGCGCAAUACAUCGGCGUAAAGACUGCACCGUCAUCGGUUUGGCGACCAUUCUAA
This is a messenger RNA of Clunio marinus, 840 nucleotides long. Lineage: Eukaryota; Metazoa; Arthropoda; Insecta; Diptera; Chironomidae. The record is from the annotation of a GenBank genome assembly.